AUGCCCCAAAGAGCUUCUGUCGGGGGGGGACAAACCGCUCAACCUGUCAAGACCAAGCGUACGCAAGGGGGCUCACAUGAGACUUUGCACCUGGCCACGCCAGUUGGAGGGAUGAGCAAUAUGCAAAGACAAGACGAAGCCUUAUCGGUGCCAACACCACCAGAGUUUCUGCCGGCCAACUCCUCACUCGUUGACAACCUACCGCUCACGUUGCCGAACACGUUAUCAGUGUCCAAGAUCAAGGGCAUAACCGUCAUUGUUACCCUUGCAGGCAUUAGUUUCCUCAAUACUAUGGGCUCCGGUAUCCUUAUUGCCGCCCUGCCUCGAAUUGCAUCAGAUGUUGAGCUUUCCGAUGCUUUGAUCCUAUGGCCAGCAGCAGUCUAUGCCCUCGCGGCAGGCUGUCUUCUUCUUAUCUUUGGCGCAGCUGCGGACGCAAUUGGGGCCAAAAUUGUGUGGAUAACUGGAAGUUAUCUCUUCGUCGUUUUCACCGUUGCAUUGGGCCUGGCAAAUACUGGUCUCCAAGUCAUUCUGUUUCGAACAUUCUUGGGUGUCGCCAUAUCUAUGUGCUUACCCACGGCUGUGAGUCUCAUUACGAAUACGUUUCCUAAAGGGACUUGGAGGAAUGUAGCUUUCGCGAUGAACGGCAUGGGACAACCGCUUGGCUAUGCACUGGGAUUGGUGCUCGGCGGUAUUUUCACGGAUUCGAUUGGUUGGCGGUGGGCAUAUUACAUGAUGGCUAUCAUCAAUUUUGUCCUUUCAACAGCUUCUAUUUGGUCCCUUCCAGACGUGAAGCCGGGAGGCGAGAAGAGAUGGACGAAGCGGCUGGCGGAGGACAUAGAUUGGGCGGGCGCGGCCAUCAUGAGUGUUGCUUUGGGAUUGCUGCUGGGACGGCCGGCGUUGAUCCCGAAUAGUUUGUGGAAGAAUGCUCCGUUUACCACUAUCUGCCUUAAGACCAAAAGCCAAGCGUCACGGGAGAUGCCGAGGGAUUUAGCUAACAGGAGGAAUAGUUUUCAGCAAGUAGAAGGCCUACCGGCCUUGCAAAGCUCCCUUCGUUUCCUCCCUCACGUCAUCAUGGGAAUAUGCGUCAAUGCGGCCACGGCAUAUCUUAUUUCGCGAGUUCAAGUGCAGACUCUUGCGGUAGUUUCAGCUUUGAUCACCGUGGUAGCUCCGGCUCUGAUGGCUACUAUCAAGGUUGGCGAAAAUUACUGGUAUGCCCCAUUUUGGGCAUUAUUUCUGUCCCCGGUCAACCCGGACGUACUCUUCACAGUAUCAAAUCUCAUCAUAUCCGAUGCAUUCCCUGUCGACACGCAAUCUCUAGCAGGCGGUGUUUUUAGUGAGGUGUCACAAUUUGGAAAUUCGGUUGGUCUUGCUGUGACAGCAGCCAUCGCUGCGUCAGUAACCGAGCACGCAGGCUCCAAGGAUACUAGGAUUGCUUUGAUGGAUGGCUUCCGAGCUGCCUUUUGGACUAUUUUUGUUAGUGCGGCUGGAGUAGCUGUUAUUUGUUUCUUCGGGUUAAGGAGGGGUGGAUUCAUUGGGAAGAAGGAUAAUUAA
Metarhizium robertsii ARSEF 23 is the source of this 1551-nucleotide messenger RNA. Its product is annotated as puromycin resistance protein pur8. The record is from RefSeq and is a predicted model, not a curated record. Lineage: Eukaryota; Fungi; Ascomycota; Sordariomycetes; Hypocreales; Clavicipitaceae. Gene Ontology annotation, cellular component: membrane. The transcript has 4 exons. Bases 1 to 1551 code for a protein of 516 amino acids. Gene Ontology annotation, biological process: transmembrane transport. Gene Ontology annotation, molecular function: transmembrane transporter activity.